This is a messenger RNA of Nicrophorus vespilloides, 2875 nucleotides long. Its product is annotated as short transient receptor potential channel 4-like. The record is from RefSeq and is a predicted model, not a curated record. Bases 362 to 2875 code for a protein of 837 amino acids. The transcript has a single exon. Lineage: Eukaryota; Metazoa; Arthropoda; Insecta; Coleoptera; Silphidae. Gene Ontology annotation, biological process: calcium ion transmembrane transport; regulation of cytosolic calcium ion concentration; manganese ion transport. Gene Ontology annotation, molecular function: store-operated calcium channel activity; inositol 1,4,5 trisphosphate binding; protein binding. Gene Ontology annotation, cellular component: membrane; cation channel complex.
UUGAAUAGAGAAGUAGGUAAAAGUUUUUUCAUCUAGACUCAAUUGAACGGUUUAUCGUCAUGUAAUAACAGUAAUUCCUGAAAAAUUGGUUUGUUUUGACUUUAGUGAUGGAAGAUUGUGCGUGGAAAAGUUUGAAAUAUAGUGAAAACAGAACAAUAAAAAUGACAGCAAUCCAAUCGACUUGUGAAAACUAAUGUUUCGUAAAUAAUAUCCAAGAAUAUUGUACGUUAACAUGCUCAAUAAUUAUAUUAUGUUUGAAUUUGUCUAUACCAAAUCAAAGCAACUCAAUCACAAUUUACAACAAAAACGUCAGUUUAUUAUGACAAAUAGUUUAUAACUGAUUUUACUUUAUCUACUUUUAAUGGCAAACGCUGGGCGGCCUUCGGCUGUGCCACCUGUUCAAUCUCCGCCACCGCUUCAACAACAAACAUCUCCUGCAGGCCCUCCACGACUUUCCGCAUUACAGGCACCUGGUCCAUCUCUAUCAAGCAAACUAACUUUUGGUCAUUGGAGCAUUAGUUCCGCUGGUUACCGGAAACUACCUGAUGAUGAAUUACCAGUACAACCGAGAUCGAGCAUACUACUACCACACCUGCAGCAGUCUGAGAAGAAAUUCUUCGAAUUGGUAGCUGCAAAUGAAGUACCUCCGGUAAUUGAAUUCCUACAACAAAACGAAGGCUUCAACGUAAAUUGCGUAAACUUCCAAGGCGUCUCCGCUUUGCACAUAGCGUUACAGAACCGCUCCGAAUCUAUGGUGGAAUUCCUAGUGAGCCAACCGAAUAUAGAUAUCGGUGAUUGCGUUCUGCACGCGGUCAGAGACAAUCUAAUCAAGAUCCUUCAAAUGCUGCUCGAUAAAUUGCAAGAAACGGCCCCGGGAUUGGAAUUCGUCGGUGUAACCCAUAGCUCUGAUUUUCCAGAUCACGUUACGCCUCUAAUUCUCGCGGCGCAGUGCGGCCAUUUCGAAAUAAUUGAACUUUUAAUUGAAAGGGGACACAAGAUAGCCAAGCCUCACCCACCAGACUGCAAAUGCGGUGAAUGCAUGAUGCAUUUACAGCACGACGAUCUGUUGCACGGAGAAACUCUCCGCCUGAACUUGUACAGAGCCAUCACGAAUCCUGCGUACAUCUGCCACUCCACCCACGAUCCAAUACUGACAUCCUUUGAGCUGUCCAGAGAGUUGACGCAGUGCAGCUUUAUGGUACCUGAAUUUAGAGUUGCUUACCAGGAGUUGGCUCAAGAGAUCAGCGCCUUUGCAGUUGAGCUAAUUGCGUGCUGCAGGAGCACCGAAGAAAUGGAUUUGAUUCUGAGGCAGAAGAGCGGGAUUUCCGCGUCCGGUGUUUUAUAUCCUCGACUUCUAUUAGCCAUGAACUACAAACAGAAAGGCUUUGUUUCACACCCAAACACGCAGCAGAUGAUCGAGGCUACGUGGCACGGUGACUGGUACGAAUGGAAAUAUAAACAUGGUUUGAUUCGAUGCAUUUACCCUCUAAUUAGGCUAGUAUUGUUGCCUUUCAUUGCUAUACUUUGUUUACUAAUGCCACGGCAUUCAUGGGUGAAGCAUUGGGCAAUUCCUUUGAACAAAAUGAUUACCCACAACGCAUCCUACUUCUUAUUCCUGAUCGUCCUCUUGAUAGAAUCGAAUCUAGAUAAAACUGGUCAAAGGCGUGGUCCACCAAAUUCCGGCUUGGAACCGUUAAUCAUAUUAUACGUGGUCGGACACGUGUGGGGCAGUUUUCGGCUAUGCAUGAUGCAAGGGCCCAAAAGACAUUUCAAGAUCAUGUGGAACUCGUACGAUGUGAUAAUGUAUGUGCUGUUCGCAUUAACAUUCGUUUUCUGGCUUGCUUCUUACAUGGAUGUUAAACAAAAUGGUCAAGCAGACCUUGAGAGAAAAUAUUGGCAUCAUUUGGAUCCAGAAUUGAUAGCUGAGGGAUGUUUUGCAAUUGCCGUAAUCAUGUCAUACUUUCGAUUACUUUACUUGUGUCGCUUGAAUUACUACCUGGGACCAUUACAAAUAUCGCUUGGAAAGAUGAGUGCAGAUAUUGCAAAAUAUUUGGUAAUCUUCACGCUUAUCUUAAUAUCAUUCUCAGCUGGCAUGUGCAGAUUUUACCAGUAUUAUGAUGGGAUGGUAAAAAUUGGCGAUAACGGAGUCUCAACAUCCCAAAACUCGUCUUUUGUGAAUUUUUCUGCUGCAUUGAAAAUUUUCUUUUGGGCUAUUUUCUGCAUGGCUCCUCUAGAAGCAGCUGAUGUUGUAAUAGAAAAUCUACCAGGCGAAAAAGAGAAAACUACAAUUACAAACCAUCAUGAAUUUACGGAAGCUAUAGGGUACAUGGUGUACGGUACCUUCGAGGUGUUGAUCGUGAUUAUGCUUCUUAACAUGUUGAUUGCUACAAUAUCAAAUACCUAUCAAAGAGUUACUGAUAACGUAGACGUUGAGUGGACUUUCGGAAAAACGGAUUUAUAUAUAGAGUAUAUGUUGCAGACUACUUUACCUCCGCCUCUAAAUCUAAUACCUACAGCUCAGGGCAUUUCAUCGUGCAUAGAAUGGUUACAAGUUGCAAGCAAGAAUCCUCCAGGUAAAGUUGCAAGAUGCACACCCUCAAAUUGCUGUUAUAUAGAGAGCGAGUUGGAUGAGCAUAUAGCGAGGGAUUUUCCAAUUUUGAUGUCUCAGUUGGUGCAACGUUAUUUCAGAGAGAAAGAUUCGAACGUUGAUACGUCCGGUGAUGAUAUUGAUAUUCUGAAGAAUGAAUUGGCUGAGCUUAAGCAGUAUAUUAAGGAAGCGCUCGAAGGUAGAGGAACACAUGCUCCUACACCAAAUGAACUUCCAAGACAGAAUCAAGCACCACCUAGGCAGAGCCAAGCUCCACCAGCUACAUAA